AUGCUCGAAUGUUUUGUUUCACAGAAGGACCUGCAGCAGCUGAAGAGAAUGGGAAUCAGGCAAAUGUUGAUACAGUUUGUGAAUGCUGCGUAUUCAAUAAGUGGCACGUACAUGAUAUGGAAGUUGAUUUCUGUGCUAUUAAAUAAUGAUAGUCCAAUAGUUGUUGUACUGAGUGAAAGUAUGGCGCCUGGAUUUGAAAGAGGAGACAUUCUCUGGCUUGCAGAAAGGAAGUUUGGUGUUGGAGACAUGGCAGUGUUCAAAUUCAACAAUGAGGACAUUCCGUGUGUCCAUCGAUGCAUCAAGCAAUUCGGCGAAAGAUAUCUUACAAAGGGAGACAACAACAUGAGUGAUGAUGUUUCUCUGUAUCCAAGAGGACGGAAUUACCUGAGGCCCGAUGAAAUCAAGAGUAUUGUUGUUGGAUAUGUUCCUUACUUUGGAUGGCUGAACCUGUGGAUUACCCGUAUUCCAGGUGUAAAGGCAUUGGCAUUUUUGAUUCUUUCACUGCCUGUCUUAUUAAUACGUGAGGAGUGA
This is a messenger RNA of Ordospora colligata OC4, 531 nucleotides long. Its product is annotated as S26 type I signal peptidase. Lineage: Eukaryota; Fungi; Microsporidia; Ordosporidae. Gene Ontology annotation, molecular function: serine-type endopeptidase activity. The coding region runs from base 1 to 531 and encodes 176 amino acids. Gene Ontology annotation, cellular component: membrane; signal peptidase complex. The record is from RefSeq and is a predicted model, not a curated record. The transcript has a single exon.